GCUUUGUUUGGUUGGUGAUUACAACACUGUUCAAUGAGACUGUCGAUUUAGGCAGCGGGGAGAUCAGUUUACACCGGUUUUGCUUCUGCUCCGUUCUCGGAUUCUCCGCUUCCAAUUUAUCCGUCACUUUUGAUUGGGAUCUCUCGUCUCUGAUCACUUAUUUACCGUUCACCUAUAGUCCUUGUAACGAAGGGGAACAAUGUCAGAAAAAAAUAUCGAGGAUGUAAAGGAGCAAGUCAUUGCCGAUACUUCCCCCCAAAAUCAAGAUCAUUGCGACAAAUCUGUGGAAGAAAUGUCUGUAUUUAUGGUGCAGCAAGAGGAGGAGAUCAUCAAGAAGAAGUACGGAGGCAUAGUGCCAAAAAAGCCUCCUUUGAUAUCAAAAGACCAUGAACGUGCCUUUUUCGAUUCUGCUGAUUGGGCAUUAGGGAAGCAAGGAGCACAAAAACCUAAAGGACCACUUGAAGCACUCAGGCCAAAGUUGCAGCCAACCCCACAUCAGCAAGUUCGUUCAAGGCGCUCGGCUUAUGCUCCUGCAGAUGAAGGUGAAGCAGGGAAUGAUGGCAACAUCGACCCCGCUGCCGAGGAUCAGCAAUCCACAAUAGACAGUGGCAGCAAUGACCAUGUUCCCGAGGAGAAAGUGUGCAAGGAAUAACUAUGUGAACGAGAGCACUUGAUCUACUUCUCUAGACUGAGCAGCAUUCUCUGACGGUUCGUGAAUGAUGCCAAUAAGUGAAACAUGCUGAAUUUAUAAGCUUCACUUGUUAUGAUGGAGAUCAUGCUAUGUGGGAUGAUGUAAUGCUUCAUAUGCUUUUUAAAGUUAUGAAUUCAAUCCUUGGAUUGCGUUCGAGAAUUAUUUACAAUCUUAUAGCUGGCUCUUGCUGGCCCAAGUGCAUUCAAUACAGCAAUAUAAUACCUUCUGUUAUGAGGCAGAAUUUAUA
Molecule: messenger RNA, 938 nt
Organism: Momordica charantia (bitter melon)
Lineage: Eukaryota; Viridiplantae; Streptophyta; Magnoliopsida; Cucurbitales; Cucurbitaceae
Cellular component (GO): cytoplasm
Molecular function (GO): protein phosphatase inhibitor activity
Source: RefSeq, a predicted model, not a curated record